Messenger RNA from Plectropomus leopardus (leopard coralgrouper), 1902 nucleotides. RefSeq names its product retinol binding protein 3 (gene rbp3). NCBI's taxonomy places the organism in Eukaryota, Metazoa, Chordata, Actinopteri, Perciformes, Serranidae. Gene Ontology annotation, biological process: proteolysis. The record is from RefSeq and is a predicted model, not a curated record. Gene Ontology annotation, molecular function: serine-type peptidase activity; retinol binding.
GUCUGACUAAACUGAAAAAAUGGCAAAGGUUGUCUUCUUGUUGGCAUCUCUACUGGUUUUGGGGAAUGUCCUCUUUAUCCAUGCCUCGUUUGACCCCAACCUCAUCAUAGAUAUGGCAAAAAUUGUCAUGGAUAAUUACUGCUCACCAGAGAAGCUUAAGGGGAUGCAGGAGGCAAUUGAAGCAGCCAGCAGCAAUACAGAAGUUCUCAAUAUCCCGGACGCAGAAACGUUGGCAAACGUCCUCAGUGCUGGAGUCCAGACUACAGUCAGUGACCCACGCUUGAUGGUUACCUACGAGCCUAACUACGUCCCUGUGGUUCCCCCAAAGAUGCCUCCGUUGCCCCCCGAGCAACUCGUUGCUGUCCUCCAGACCUCGAUCAAGCUUGACAUCCUGGAGGGCAACAUUGGCUACCUAAGGAUCGAUCACAUCCUUGGGGAGGAGGUUGCUGACAAGGUUGGCCCUUUGCUCCUAGACCUGGUCUGGAACAAAAUCUUGCCAACCUCAGCUCUCAUCUUUGACUUGCGCUACACCGGAAGUGGGGACAUCACAGGAAUCUCUUACAUUGUGUCUUACUUCACUCAAGCCGAGCCUCCCAUUCACAUUGAUAGCAUAUACGACCGUCCCUCAGACACCACCACAGAGAUGUUUUCUAUGCCCGCACUGCUGGGGGAGAGAUAUGGCACUACCAAACCCCUCAUUAUCCUCACCAGCAAAAACACCAAAGGCAUUGCUGAGGAUGUUGCCUACUGCCUCCAGAACCUGAAGAGGGCCACAAUUGUGGGCGAGAAGACCGCCGGAGGCUCUGUCAAACUCGAUAAAAUCAAGGUAGGCAACACUGACUUCUACGUUACUGUGCCAACUGCAAAGUCCAUAAACCCUAUCACUGGCACCACCUGGGAGGUUACAGGUGUGACCCCUGAUGUGGAGGUCAAUGCAGAGGAUGCCCUUGCUACCGCCAUUAAAAUUGUCACCCUCCGCACCCAAGUCCCAGCCAUCAUUGAGGGAUCAGCAACCCUGAUUGCUGACAACUAUGCCUUUGAAGAUAUUGGGGCUGCUGUUGCAGAGAAGUUGAAGGGGCUCCUGGCAAAUGGCGAUUACAACAUGGUUGUCUCCAAGGAAAGUCUGGAAGUGAAGCUCUCCACUGACCUGAAGACCCUGUCAGGGGACAAGAGCCUGAAGACGACCAGCAACACCCCAGCCCUGCCACCCAUGAAUUAUUCUCCAGAGAUGUACAUUGAGCUGAUCAAAGUCUCCUUCCACACUGAUAUAUUUGAGAACAACAUUGGCUACUUGCGCUUUGAUAUGUUCGGAGACUUCGAGGAGGUCAAGGCCAUCGCCCAGAUUAUUGUUGAGCAUGUCUGGAACAAAGUUGUCAACACUGACGCCAUGAUCGUUGAUCUCAGGAACAACAUUGGUGGUCCAACAACAGCCAUCGCAGGCUUCUGCUCUUACUUCUUUGAUGCCGACAAGGAGGUUUUGCUGGACAAGCUGUAUGACAGACCAUCUGGCACCACCACAGAGCUACGGACUCUGCCGGAACUCACUGGCACAAGGUAUGGCUCCAAGAAGAGCCUGAUCAUCCUGACCAGCGGAGCAACUGCCGGCGCUGCAGAGGAGUUCGUUUACAUCAUGAAGAAGCUCGGCCGUGCUAUGAUUGUUGGAGAGGCCACAGCCGGGGCUUCCCACCCACCCCAGACCUUCAGAGUUGGUGAGACUGAUGUCUUCCUCAGCAUCCCCACUGUUCACUCCGACACCGCCGCCGGGGCAGCCUGGGAGCGAGCUGGCAUCGCACCUCACAUUCCCGUCUCAGCUGACGCCGCCCUCGAGAUCGCCAAGGGCAUCUUCAACAAACACUUCGCUGGCCAGAAGUAAACUACAUCCUGAACAAAGCCAGGGGAGGU